Molecule: messenger RNA, 3217 nt
Organism: Belonocnema kinseyi
Lineage: Eukaryota; Metazoa; Arthropoda; Insecta; Hymenoptera; Cynipidae
Exons: 13
Coding region: 605-2401 (598 amino acids)
Source: RefSeq, a predicted model, not a curated record
AUGCUCUGACCGACCAGAGUCGAAUGUAUGAUUUCACGGUCAGACCGCGUUCCAUUACGUUUCUAGCGGUGUAUAUAUUCAUCCUCGAUCGCGGCGACGCCAUUGUUAUAUCGAGCUCGAGUCCUCGAAGAAGACGUUCAUAAAAAACUGCCUCCUGGCGCCAAAAGUUCGUCCCCUAGGACAAAUCCGCAGUUUCCCCUAGUUUUCUUGUUAUUUCAAGAAAAAAGUUUCGCUGAAACUAGAGCCCGGCAAAAGACAAACUGGUUGUCCCGCCGACAAACGGUUUUGACAGGUGUCGCCAACCGCCCUUUGAAAAACUGACUUUGACAGUUCGCGCGCCUAAAGUACAUUUCAUGCAAUUUCAUCUUAGAAUUUAAGAAUAAAGGGUGAUUACACUGUUCCAAGUGACAGUGUGUUUGUUGACUAUUGACUAUUUUUCGCCGGUCGGUGUUUGUUUUCAUUCAAAACAACUACUUGUCGCACUAUUAUCUGUUCGUGAGAUCAAAAAGUGUAUUUUUCGUGUAGUGCCAGUGUAUUAUGUGAUUGUGUUUUCGUCGAAGGAUCCUUUUCAACAAGUUUAGCAACUGUAUACAACAUUCGAAGGAUGCAGGGAGUAGCGUGUCGGAAAGGGUGGUUUGCCACCCUGUGGACGGCGCUAGUGGCGGUUCUGUUGGCCGGACUACCCCUCGCAAACGGAACAUGCGAAUUUCCAUCAAGCUGGGAGGGGAAAUGGUUCCAGUAUGGCAGAGAGACACCUGUCAUAGUGAACACGACAGUCUUAGGCGGAAGGUCCUGCAUCGAGAGGAACAAAGAUAGGAAUGAUAUGUACAUCGUUCACGAGCAUGCCGAGAACUGUUAUCGAUGUAUGAUUAUCAACGCCCAGCAUGACAACGUAAUUCAAUAUCGAGAGGUUGGCUGGUGUAAUCCGCAGCUGAAAUCUUUUGAUGAAAUGUGUCGGGUCAUUCUAUCGGACGAGAGUCUCUUUUCUAUGUUCCGAUUGAAUGCCAAACCCAUCCCUUGUCCAUUUCAAGGACCUCCGUUCACCUUUUCUUACAAUCGUGGACAUGGAGAAUGUAAGGUACCAGAAAACCAAGCUGAGAGCUGUACAGACGAAAGCAAAUUACUACUCAAGUACCAAGCCUGUCCCGACGUUUCUGGUACUGAAAGCAAUACCGAGGAGCUCCAGUGCCUGGCCACUUGGAAAGAUGGACGUAACUUGUACUUGGUUGGAACUUUGAAGCCCGGCAGCAGAACCACUGUUGGAAACGAGGAAGCAUACAGGUGUUUCCUGUAUGACAGAAACCAUAAUCAAGGAAAAGUUGAAUAUCAACUGGCUCAGUCCGGAGAUGCAACCUGCAAUGGCUUGAGUUCUGUUUCGGAGGGGUCGCGAACCAUAAAACUCGUGAAGGAAGAUAAAGAGCACCGGAGGUGUAAAUAUCCGGCUUGGGUAAUUAAACACCACGACUGGCACACUUUGGACGGCUCGAGGAAUUAUCACUUCUUCGCGGGUAACUCUACUUUGAAAGUUACCUUGCAGGACGAAAAUGCGACUGCUUUUCACGAAGAAAAAAUAGUUUGCCACGAUCUAGAGGAAUCGGAACAAAAAGAAGAUAAGGGACCAAAAGUUAAAUUGGUUGCUCACGUAACCAGUGGCUGCGAUAUCGGAUAUAUUUGCAUGAUCUUUCACCAAAGAGAUCCGCACAUUAUAGAAGUUCAACAAUCUGAGAAAAAAGCUAUUAUGCCAAAUGAAGCCUGUAAGCUGUGGGAUCCUUCCCACAUGCCGUAUACAACUCUGAUAACCGCUUCGCUUCACAAAAGAAGAUGUCCUCAGCCAGGAAGAUAUGCAAUGUCAGAUGUUUUAUCAUCUGAAGCUUUAUCAAGUAUGCCAAGACGAAAUAAACGACGUGAAAGGUCAACCAGAAUACGCCGAAAUGAUGAUGAGGAAGAGGAAUGUAGAAACACUGCAAUUAAUAUCGGCUGUAGUUCCAUGGAUCAGAAUGAAGUGAUUAUGGCCAAGAAUUGCAAACGUCGUGAAUUUGUGACAGCAUAUUCCUGCCAAGGCAGCUGGGAGGAAAACGGAACUUGGUAUACGAUUGUCUCUAGGAAUAAGUCAAGCACUGAGAAAGAAACAUUAUGUUUUUCUAUGAGACUCAGCGAUGUUUCAGAUAAGGGCAAAAAUAGCAGAAUGGACUCGUCAGAACAGGAAUUGCGACUUUCGAGACCCACUCAUUCUUGCCAAAGAGAAAUUGAUGACCAAUCGACCUACAAAUUGAAAAGUCAAGGUGUUUGUGAAGAUUUGACAAAGGCGGCUUCAAGUUCAGCCUCGUCUUCAUCUCUUUCCAGAAUAUCAUUCGCAUUGUUCACAGGCGCUGCUGUGAUGUGUCGAUUGCUAUCGAGAUGAUAUGUGUGGACCAUUUCAAGCAUUCUCCACUCGCAAAUAUAUUAAAGGAUAGUAGAUCUUUAUUACUAUCGAGUUGGCAAAUCCACAGUAUUUAUACAAUAAUCACGAUAAGUAUAUCAUCCGACAUCGACUGAUUCAAAACGUAAAAAGAAAAAAACUGAAUAUUCAUCCUAAGUUCAAAGUUGUACAGUUUUAGUCGACACGAGAUAAAUCAAUUCGUGUCGUAAGUCUAUUAACGAGCCGGUAAUUAUUAACUAACGUUCCCAGGCCGUUGUCAAAACGUUUCCUUCGAAAAUGCUUUUCAAAUUUAACCAAAAAUUAAAAAAAUAGUACUCCCAAAACUAAAAAAAUACUCUAACUUUUAUUUAUUUAUUUAUCGUUAUUUUGCGUCUGGCCGAGUGAAUUAGAAGCCAAAGGAAACGCUCGACAAUGGUCUUUGAAUGCGACCACUUCUAAAGAUAUAAAUAUAUAUAUAUAUAUAUAAAUAUAUAAAUAAAUAUAUAAAUACAUUAUAAAUAUUUAAAUAUGAGUGUUUAUUUAAUCUCGAUGAUGCUGUAAAUAUGAUCAGGGUAUAAGUAAAUAAGGUUUUAGUCAGUCGAGCGGAAUACGAAAGAUCGAACGAAAACUUUUUUUAAGUCUCAAUGAUCGAACUGAGUCGACUGCGCGUAACGAGGAUAAUUUUGAUUGUUCUUUAGCUAGUUGCACACGUCUGUAAAUAAUAAUUUAAAUAUUGUACGAUAUAAGACUGUUUGUAAGAGAGGAAGAAUGAGAGAAAAUUUGACGCUGUCCAAUGUUGUUUGGCCGCUAUUAGACUAA